Molecule: messenger RNA, 1211 nt
Organism: Dalotia coriaria
Lineage: Eukaryota; Metazoa; Arthropoda; Insecta; Coleoptera; Staphylinidae
Exons: 4
Coding region: 805-1143 (112 amino acids)
Source: RefSeq, a predicted model, not a curated record
UCAGACAUAACCUUUAUUUCACACGAUUCAGAUCGACGCGCAUGCCAGCCAAGUCGCACAAAAUUAAUAGUAAAAAAUCUUUUUGAUAACGAAAAAAAAUUCAAAAUGAAUUGUCAGUGCAAAAACCAUUGCAUCACGCCACGCUCUUGCCAAGUGGAGCAGUGCAUCCCGGGGGUGAAUAGUUACCUUUAUUCGCCAGAACAACAAUGUACAUGCCGGCCGUGUACUCAAUGUAGUUGCACCUGCAAUAAUAUGGAAAACAUGUACUGCCCCAUGGAUUACUCAGUCUCGCAGCAGCCCCAGCCGCUUCCCCAAAAUGCCUGCAUGCCCAACAUGUCCUGUUUGAACCGCAGCUCAAUGCAAUGCAAUGCCGGCGGCUAUAAACCGAACGGGGGCGUCUCAUUAAACAUGAUCAACUCUCCGACACGAUUCCAACCGGAAUCAAUGUGCCUUCCGGGACAGCCAAUCUGCCCCGGCAAAGACAGGGGCAUGCCUUGCAUGCCGUGCAUGCCAAAUUCAGUCCCGAACUCCGGCGGUGGCCAAAUGGAUCCUUCCCAGGCAUGCUGUCGGCCGCGCUGUAUGAAAUUUAUGUAAACGUGAAAACAAAAUGGCGGCCAUCACAGCCACCACGAUUGGCGACGCUAAAGUCCUGUGACCAAUUUUGUUUUAUGUGUGAUUUGAAGUGAAUUGACGUUUAUCACCUCUGUCAGUGAGUUCGAUUCACAUCACAUUCACUCUCAUUCGAUUCAUGACGUAAAAUUUUCUGUGCUUCACCUCGCAUCGUUCAUCGGCGCCAUCUUGAAAAUGGAGGACAUCUUCAAGUGCACCAGCCACAUGGUGGAUAAGUUUGAGAACGUGAUGGAAGCCAUGACGAAGCUUGUGCAUUACGAAUCAACGCCUGAACGACAAAAUGGCGGCGCUAAUGACACUUGCGUACGUCCGCUGGGCUGCGAAAGGUGGUGCCGCGAUAUAAGACCACCAAAAAAGAAGUAUGUCGAGUUUUGCGAACAAAGAGGUCCCAAUCUCAUGAGUUACCAGCAACAAGUGUACUGCGCAAGGAUUCACUGUAAUUCAAGAUACGAUAACUAUUACAAUGCGUACAACGUAGACUGGCAUCCGGCGUGCGAUUGGAGGAGCUGCUAGCACACAAAAUGGCGACGACAAUUCAAGUUCCACAUAGAAAAAAAUAAACUUUUUACGCAGUAAACAAA